Messenger RNA from Lactuca sativa (garden lettuce), 715 nucleotides. The record is from RefSeq and is a predicted model, not a curated record. Lineage: Eukaryota; Viridiplantae; Streptophyta; Magnoliopsida; Asterales; Asteraceae.
CUCCAUGCAAGUCUGCAGAAUUAAACAUCAUCAUAUCUCCCAUUCUCCAACUCUCAAAUGUCUUCUCCGGCGUCAAUACUCCCUUUUCUCCUCCUCUCCCUUCUCCUUAUCACCUCCACCGCCCUUGCAGUCGCCGAGACACCCACCGUGUACGAGGCUCUGCAAGAUUACGAUUUUCCGGUAGGUCUGCUUCCGACAGGCGUAACAUCAUACACCCUGAACAAAGACACCGGAGAAUUCGAGGUCAAACUUAGAGAUACAUGUGAAUUCUCCGUCUCCGGCUACGAUCUGAAAUACAAAUCAACGAUCAGUGGAGUGAUCAGUAAAGACAAACUGACGAAGUUGAAAGGGGUUAGUGUAAAAGUAAUUAUUAUAUGGGUGGAUAUAGUGGAGGUUACUCGAGAUAGCGAUGACCUGGAUUUCUCCGUCGGAAUAUUGUCAGCUGGAUUCGACGUUGAUCAAUUUGAGGAGUCGCCGGAGUGUGGUUGUGGGUUUGAUUGCGAUAGUUUAGAAAGUAAUUAAUGGUGAGAAGAUGAAUAUGAAAUAUUGAAAUUGCCGACGAAUCUUUUGGAUUUGUUGCUGUAAAGUGUAAACGCUCAAGAAUUAAGGGUGCAUGGAGAGGGUUAAAAAUAAAUGUAAGGUUUUGAGUUUUUGACUAUGUACAUGUGGGGAUUUUUUCAAAAAAACAUAAUAUAAAUAAUAACCAGUUAUGUUU